Messenger RNA from Mus pahari (shrew mouse), 2297 nucleotides. RefSeq lists its product as uncharacterized. The record is from RefSeq and is a predicted model, not a curated record. The transcript has a single exon. NCBI's taxonomy places the organism in Eukaryota, Metazoa, Chordata, Mammalia, Rodentia, Muridae. The coding region runs from base 964 to 1551 and encodes 195 amino acids.
CUGAAGUGUAGCUUAGGGACCCUGACUUCGUUGAUUUUUUUUUUUUUAAAAAUCCCCUCUCCUCGAGCCAGGGCGCAUUUGGAAUCCUGGACCUGGUGCCCCUUCUUAACUCUCACUUCUUUCUUCACAUAUUCGGGGACUGCUCGGGGCUCCACUUUUCCUUCUAAGCAUCAGUCUUGCUUAGUCCCAUGGCUGAAAAAGGCGCCAAUAGAGUUGGGAUGUUGAGCGCUGGCUGAAACUCUCACUGACCUCUAUUAAAACUUCCUGCCCUCCAACUGGCCCAGUCCCGAGCUUUCUAUGCGUAUGAACGAGAGUUCUGAGAAGUAGCGGCUAGAGCUCCGGAAAGGCUACAGCUCACUACCUACACUACCUCGUUGCUGGAGGCGGGAUUCACCCACCAGACGCUUCGGCCUCGGCGGCCAAACGCGUUCCCUGUCCGCUGCCUGAAAUCAUUGCACUUUGCGAAGUUGUCUACGCAGCUACAGAGGUCCCGAGUCCUUCAAGACUUAGUACCUUACCCCGCACUCCGGCAACCCCAACCCGAUCCCGGCCGGAGAGUGAGAGAAGCGAGCUCGCCGCCUACUUACUAUGCAUGGAUGCAAACGGGUCGUGCUUACAGUGUAUUUCCAUCGGGGCGCUCCAGACUGUAGGCCGGCCCACGCUGCUGCCUCUCGGCGCCAAAGGACUGCCCAGGGCGCCUAGGGAACCGCGCCACCAGGCUGGGCACCGUGUGAGCUGAGCUCAGAAAAGACUUCUGCAGCCGUGGGGUCCCUCUCAGAGCCGCCUGCGGAAGAUCGCAGAGAGCUGAGCCGAGAGGCGGGAAACGGUGCUCUCAGCCAGUCGGUCUGAGAGCGGGCGCUCAACUCCUGCUGGCUCAAGCGGCGGCUCCUGGCCCGCACCAGAGAAGCUGCGGCCCAAGCGCCCGCGGCGUCGAGGGCAUAGCGCAGGGGCCCACCUCCAGGAAUGCUAGGGGAGCCCGGCGCGGGACCAGCAGCCUUCAGGAGGCCGCGAGAGCAGGGCCCUCCGUCUCAGUCCGGGGCAGAGAGGCCGUGGACUGCCAGGCUGCUUCGGUCUUGCUGCCUCGAGGGUCUACCCACCCUUCGGCCUCCACCAGGUCCUUUCUGUUUCCUGUUUCUCCGUGUCUCUGGAGCCGGAUCUGCCCCUUCACCUCUCUCCUGCCGGCUCUCCGACGUCUCCGACGAAGUUACAGAGAACUCCCUUUCCUGUCGCUCAGGGGCCGCGGCGGAUUCUGAGAUGCUGCAGCUGCUGAAGCCCGGUGCGCCCCGAAGCUGCAACCCUCGAAGCCCGGGACCCGCUGCCUUCAAAGUUCCCGCGGGCCCCGCAGCUCCCGGCCCCUUCGCGCUUGGCUGUGCCUCACGCUACCAACUCUUGGAGCCCCGCUGUCCGAUCUCUGGGUUCCGGGUGGAUUGUCCCUGCCUUGCCUCUUCCGGGACAGCCGCCGCGUCUGCCCAGCGUGGAGCGAGGGGCGCAGGAGAGGAUGAGGGUCCCUGCCGCCGGGGCCGCCGGGGCCGCCGGGGCUGUCGGUGCUGAGAUGGAGCCCCUGCCGGCUCUAAUGCCUGCUCUGCCGCCGCCGCCGCCGGCGCUAGCCCUCCGCCUGCUCGGCGCGCACAGUGCGCCACCGCGCCGCCCCGAAGCCGCUUUCAGGACCCGCUGCGUGUGGACAGCGCCGCCCGGGGCUCAGCCUCCCUCCGGGCGGAGGCGGGGCGGGAGCUCACCUGCCAAUCACGCCCCAUCAAGCCAAUCAGAACAGGGGCAUCCGGCCCUAGCCCGAAAUACUGCCCUAUUGGCUAAGCAACCCACGGGCUCCGCCUGAUUAGCCGGUACCUGGGCAAUGGGAGAGAAUGGGGGGCGGGGCCCAAGCUGAGGCGCCACGUUCAUUGACAAACGCGUGGGGAGAAGGCCUAGUGGUUCGCGGAUAGAAAAGGGGAAGAGAGAGAACAGGGCCCACGCAGUGUCUGGAGAACCAUGCUCUUGGUCCCACAGAGCCGACCUUUCUGAGGGCCGUUGAGAUUCUGGGAUGCGCUUAGAGACUGAGGGCAACCAAGACAGGGCCGAAGAAGAGUGAGGAUGGGAGGGAGAGAAAACGAACGAAAACAAAAAACAAAAAACAAAAAUAGAAAAACAUCCACAGAUUUUAGAGGUAGACAUGCAGCACAAUAGAGAUCCAAUUUUCGGUCUAGGCAGCAGAUUCUUGUGUGAAUAUCUGCCGCUUUAGACCUCACUUUGCUGCUCUGUAAAAUGGGCAGAGUUUAGUAAAGAAGUCUUUGAUGCUGGUU